This is a messenger RNA of Pocillopora meandrina, 1916 nucleotides long. The record is from the annotation of a GenBank genome assembly. NCBI's taxonomy places the organism in Eukaryota, Metazoa, Cnidaria, Anthozoa, Scleractinia, Pocilloporidae.
AUGCAGAGACCUGCCUCGACUGAGAGUAGCAGUAAAACUACAAAGCUUGCAUAUCAGUUGCCAUUUCUUCGCAUCUCGGGAAGAGAUACAUUCAGCUUCUUGCGCUGUUUAUCCUUGAGUUCACGGCGCUGCAAUAUUUCUGCCAAGAAUAUCGGUAUGUUUGGAGCGUAUUUAUCAAGAGUGAUAGAGUAACUGGGCUUCACUUUAUAUAUUUUUCCUUUUUUAUAGAUUUCCACUCUCGUUGCACUCUCUGUUUCGCUUUUGUGAUGGGUGCAAAGCUGUUGAUUUUUACGCUGAUCGGUUUGGCGAUCUCUGUGGAUGGUUCUGAUGAUCCAAGUAAGCGACAGCUGAUUUUAAAACAUAACUUGAAAAUUCAUUUGAGAACGUGGAGAUUUGUUUUCUUUAAAAUGGUCACUACAUUCCUGUAUACAAGUCGCUUUGUAUGCAAGAAUCGAAAUAACUCUUAGAAUGCGAGCGCUGAAAACCAAAUUGCGCCUAAGUCGUUUCUUAAAAGCAUAUUUAAUUUCUUGAUAAUUUUGGUCUAAGAUAAGAUUUUCAUAUCGUGAAUUUUCCAAAACAAGAUUCACUCAAAUUCACAGACCUUCCGCGAUGCGACUGGCCAAGAGGAGUGUGCACAUAUGUUAAUGAUCCGUGUCCACCGGACAUACCAUAUGACUGCCGAGACCAGAUGUACUGUCCAUUAGGAACAAACAAAUGCUGCUGCCGGUAUCCGCAACCAAAGCCACGUAAGUCACAGACAACCCUUAGCAAAUCUAUUUAAAUAUUUUGAGAUUCUGAGAAAGCUGUGUCUUGACACGUUCGCGAACGUCAUGAAUCUAUGGAAUGCAAGUGAGACACCUUCAAGUCAGCUGUGGCUAAUCAUAAACUCCAUAAUUUCUUGGCAAUCUCGGUGUGAAUAAUACAUGUCACUAAAGUACCAAAACGUUUUUAUUUUCAAGCAUUGUUGCCACUAGUUUCCCAUUUACGUAUGAAAGACGUAGAUAUCGUCAGAUGUAAUCGUGAGAUACCGACUCCAUUCUUCGAGUAAGCCAUCAACCCAUCUCCACCCCUUUCUUCUUAAUCUCAUAUUACAUUUUAUUCAAGGGAGAAUAAGGUCCUCUCUUGAUUUUAUCCGAAUAAAACUUCCUUCUAGCCAUCACCUUUUCAAAAGAUCUGGAUAUGUUUAUUUUAACUUAAAGUAUAUGAACCAUUAAUGGGAUUUGCUUUAAGAUAAAUCUAAUUUUUGUGAUGUUGUCUUACAAAAAUUUUACACCUACACCGUUAUGGGAGCUCUGGAGAAGAUGAGUUGUACCUUUAUUCCAAGAGUAGCUAACUAGACAAGAAUAAAUACUUAUGGUUACGUUAAGUCGCUUUUGAACAAUUUAAUGUUUACGGACAAAUCCUUCGAAUUCACAGAUGUUCCGAGAUGCGACUGGCCGAAGGGCGUGUGUACUUAUAUUGAUGAUCCGUGUCCACCGGACAUACCGAUUGACUGCCGAGACAAAAUGUACUGUCCAUUUUCUACAAACAAAUGCUGCUGCCGGUAUGCAAUUUAACCAAUACUAUAUUUUUUUCUUUUCUUUUCUUUUUUUUUUCUUUUUUAAAUGCCCAUAGCUUUUACUAUAUGUAUAUGUCUCUAUGUGAUGCUUGAAAAAACGUUUUCACAAUGUGUGAUACAAACUACAUAGGAAGCCUCCACAUACAUGUAUUCUCGCUAUUUCUGGUUUACCUUGGAUGACAAAGGAAUAUCGUUUACUUUCUAUCUCUUUCAGUACCUCGGAGAAGAUAAAGGAGGCAGAGAAAAUCGGGAAAAAGUCUGAAUUGUAAUCAAUCUGAAUUCUUUUCCUGUCAAACACUGAUUAGAUAGUUGAGGUAGAGGUGUUAAAAAACAAUCCAAAUUGAAGUGGAAUAAAAGC